This is a messenger RNA of Habropoda laboriosa, 3084 nucleotides long. It is a transcript of the gene Aasdh, whose product is annotated as acyl-CoA synthetase family member 4. The coding region runs from base 1 to 3084 and encodes 1027 amino acids. NCBI's taxonomy places the organism in Eukaryota, Metazoa, Arthropoda, Insecta, Hymenoptera, Apidae. Gene Ontology annotation, molecular function: protein binding. The record is from RefSeq and is a predicted model, not a curated record. Gene Ontology annotation, biological process: amino acid activation for nonribosomal peptide biosynthetic process. The transcript has 10 exons.
AUGGACGAUGGAAAGAAAAAUUCAAUAUUUGAAUAUAAUGAUUCAAAAACUGUUACAAAAAGAUUACAUGAUAUUUGUAAUUGGAAUCAACUUGAUAAUGUAGCAAUAGAGUAUCAUGAUUUGCAACACACAAUGUACAUAAAUUACAAUGAACUUCUUCUUGCAAAAAGUAUGAUUUCUGAUUAUUUAGGAUGCAUAAAAAACUUUGAAUUUAUUGGAAUAAAUUUUGAUAUAUCUGAAUAUUGUGUAGUUUCUGUAAUGCUUGGAAUUUUGAGUAGUGGGCAUAGUUUUGUAUAUGUACCUUUAGAUGUAUCAGGAUUUGUGAAUGUCAAAAAGUGUUUAGGUAUGUGUUAUUUGUUUUGUAAAGAAUUAACUAUUGAAGGAGACAUUGUGCAUCAAUUUAGAAUACAUGGUGAAUGUAUUUAUCUUGUACAAUUGAAACAUGUACAAAAACAAAUUAACCAAAGUACAAAACAAAAUUAUUAUGCUUAUGCAAUUUCUACUUCUGGUUCAACUGGAACACCAAAGAUAGUUAGAGUGCUCCACUCCUGUAUAGUUCCCAAUAUUCUAGAUUUAAAUAAGAUAUUAACAAUUACCAAUUGUGAUAAAAUUUCUCAGUUUACAAGCUUUACAUUUGAUCCUAGUAUUAUUGAAGUCUUUCUUGCCCUUUCAAAUGGUGGGACAUUGUUUAUGGCUUCCAAAUCAUUGAAAAGCAGUCCAAGCAGACUUUUGAAAGAAUCUUAUUCUAGUCAAAUCACUAUACUACAAAUAACUCCAUCAGUAUUUUUACAUACUUGGACAGCUGAAUGCUUAAAAACCACAAUUUUAAGUAAUAAUACUUCACUGAGAACUAUUCUUUUUGGUGGAGAACCUUUCCCCAAACUACAAUUACUUCUUGAGGUCAAGCAUCCCUCUAAUGAUACCAAAUUCUAUAAUAUCUAUGGUAUUACUGAAGUAUCAUGUUGGGCUAGUAUUACUGAGACUGCAGUAACAAAUGCACAAUUUAAUAUAAAUUACUUGGGACCACCAUUAUCACAUACAAUGUUUCAAAUUAGAAAUGAAAAGGGAGAAAUAGUAACACAUGGUACAGGUUUCCUUUACAUAGGAAGUAACCAGAGGGUGUGUGUGAUGGAUAAUGAAAACAUUGAAGAAUUAGAAUUGCCAGUAUUUCGUGAUUCUGGAGACAUAGUUGAUGUUGAUGAAGAAGGUAGAAUAUUUUACAAAGGAAGGAGGAAUAGCAUCAUAAAAAAAUUUGGGAAUAAAGUAGACUUAACAAAACUAGAAAAAUUUGCAUUACAAUUAAAUUGUGUGAAAAGUUGUUACACAGUAUGGGAUGAUAGUUACCAUCAAUUACACUUAUGCUUAGUUACUAAGGAAGAAUUUACAAAUGAUCAUAAUGUAAAUGCUGAUAUAAUAAAACAUUUGCAAAUGUUAGAACCUCUAUAUAGACCAGAUAAAAUUCAUUUCUUAGAAAAUGUUGAAUUUACGUCUAGUGGAAAAAUUUCCUUAGAAUUUUUAAAACAGCAUUAUAUAAAACAGUGCACAACAGAUAGUAUUUUCGAUAAUAGAGACUUCCAUAAAAUUAAAGGUAUUUUUAAAUCCGUUUGGGAAGACAAUCUACAAUGUGGAAAUAAUGGAUUUGUAAAAUUGGGAGGUACAUCUAUAGUAGCACUUCAAAUAUCAAAUACCAUGUCAAAACUAGUCAAUUUGGAUUUUCCUGAAUUAAUAGGCAUGCUUUUAAUGGAUGGUACUGUUGAAGAAUGCCUUAGUUAUAUAAAGAGUAUUUUAUUAAGUAAUGAUAGAAACAAAAUAAUUAAUAAUUCUAAAUAUUAUGUUAACGAUACUAAAGAAAUACCUUUAAUUACUACUAUUACUGCACAAGAUAAUACAUCAUCAGAAUAUUCUAAUACAGAAAAACAAUAUUAUGACUCAAUGAGCCUAACAAAUGAGAUAUUUACUUGCCAGUGGUACAAAUGCAAAGGGCAAACAUAUAGAAAUGCGUCAGUAACAAAUGAAGAAUGUAAAUUACAGUACGAUUCAAUUUCAAGAGUUGAAGUACAAAAAACUUACAAUUUACAGAAAUGUGUGGAUGCGUCGCCAACCGUAUUUCAUUGCUCAAAUGGUAAAACAUAUGCAACUGUCGGCUCUCAUUCCGGUAUUAUUUGUACCUUUGGAUUAGAAAAAGAAUAUACUUCUAUGUUUAAAAUAAAACUACCUGAUAGAAUUGAAGCUUCAGUUUUGGUUUUAGACAACUUUAGAGGUGUAGUAGGAUGUUAUGAUGGUAAUGUAUAUUGCCUUCAGUUGAAAACAGGAGAAAUUAUUUGGAAACAUCAAACAGAGAAUAUUGUAAAAUGUUCUGCAAUACUUUGUAAAGAAAAGGAAAUGAUAUUUGUUGGUUCUUAUGACUGUUAUAUAUACUGUCUAUCUGUGAAGGAUGGAUCUCAAAUCUGGAAAUUUAAAGGGAGCAGUGGAAGUAUUAAUGCUUCUGGUUGUUUGCACUUUCCAACAAGUACUGUGUUGUUUGGAACUUUAGAUGGAUCUUGUCUAGCGCUUCGUCAGUCGUCGGGAAAAGUUUUUUGGAAACAUAAAUUGUCAAAUCCAAUCUUUGUUGCUCCCUUAUUACUGAACAGCGGAUUUGUCCUAUUUUGUUCUGUAACAGGACUAUUAUGUUGCUUUGACAUUGAAGUUAAUGUUAAGCUGUGGACGUACAAAAUCAACGGCAAUGUAUUUUCGUAUAUCGUGAAGCAAAACGAUGCCUCUACAAAAUAUGAAAAUAUCAUUUUAGCUACUCAGAAUAAAAAUGUUUAUUGUCUACAAUCUGAAGAUACGAAUUUUAAAACUGAACCUACAUUGAAACACGUAUUGAAUCUUCAUUCACCAAUUUUGGCAACUCCCUGGUGUGAAAAUAAUUUUCUAUUUAUAGCAUGUACAGAUGGCACUCUAAAUAUUUACGACUCUAUAAAAAAUAGACUGAUCAAAAUUGAAAAACUUCCUGGAGAGGUUUUCUCAUCACCCAUUGUUGACAAUGAUGUCGCCAUCAUUGGAUGCAGGGAUAAUAAUGUUUAUGUCUUAAAAUUUGCUUAA